Topomyia yanbarensis is the source of this 1597-nucleotide messenger RNA. RefSeq lists its product as uncharacterized. NCBI's taxonomy places the organism in Eukaryota, Metazoa, Arthropoda, Insecta, Diptera, Culicidae. The coding region runs from base 71 to 1102 and encodes 343 amino acids. The transcript has 2 exons. The record is from RefSeq and is a predicted model, not a curated record.
AUCACUGGGUUCCAUUUUCUGCAGUGACCGCGAGCUCGCGUCUCGGAAAAAAAUAUUCGCAAAACUUGCAAUGAGUGUGAGCAAUCCAGAUCCCAGAGUUCAGAACUCCUGUUCACCAAUAAUAUUUACAUCGGUCGAGAUUGCGACGAGCAGCGAUAACGCCGGCGGUGGUUCUUCGGGCCAUGGAACUCCUUCGGGUGUUUACAUCGAACAAAAAAACAUGAUGGGUCCGCUGGAUAAACCAAAAAGUGCAUCCAACGAACAAAAAGAAGAACUGGUCAAGAUCUUUGAGGAGUACAAUCAGCAACCAAAAACGGAAAGUUCCGAAACGGAUUACAAGGAGAGGCAGCGGUUUUGGAUUGAAGCUACGCAUCGACUGAACAGAGUCCCUGGUGGUACCCUCAAAUCAACUGCGAAAUGGGUGAAAUAUUGGGCAGACGUGAUCAUAAAUCUAAAACGAAAGUGUCGGUUGGUAGUUGAAGGAAGAUCCAAAAAGAUUGGCCCCAAUCAGCUUGAGGUGAGAAUUUUAUCGGCUGCCAACUGCUACGACGUGUUGGAUCAAUGGACAAAAGCACUCGGCACGGACGGGAUGAUGGCCCUCGAGAGCAACGCCUCUACUGAUCAUGAAGAGUACUUCCCAGAUGACAACGGUGUCCAGAAGGAAGAGAUUGUAAUAGAACAUUAUGCCGAUGACCAUCUAGAUGAGGAAUUUGUAACUAGUUUCUCCAAACCUGUCAUCGCUGCGCACAACCAAGAAACAGUGACAGCCGAGCUGGAAAUUCGAAAACCCACCAUAGAAGAACUUAAAAACAUGGCAACGACGGCUGCAAUUACCACCACGGAAUAUGUCGAAAUGACGACUUCUGCAUUGGAGGGAACCAGUGAAUUUCUGAAACCGAAAACCAUCCGACCGACGCAAGAACGAUUGCGUGAAGAUUUAAAACGAACGUCGGAAAAGCUCGAAUCAGUCAUGAAAAAGCGACGACUGGACGAUUCCAAGUUUGCGAUCGCUCAAGCGUUGACCAACAUGUCCGCGGCUAUGUUGCAGCUCUCGAACGGCCUCAACGAUCUGGCAAACGCGCUCACCAACGAUGCAAUGUAAUUAGAUGUAAGCUAUUUGAUCUACCGUAUGUCGCGGUAGUUUUUAUGUGUAAGUGACAAUUGAUAUUGCGGUAAAGUAACGGGGUAGCUUUUGGUGUUCCCACUUGGAAAAUCAAUUACCUAUUAUGUCUUGUGUGCCUGUGUCUUUCGUGUUCCAUUUUAUUGUCAAGAUGAGAAAAAAUGCAUGCGUGCAAAUAUAAUUGUAAAUUAUUAAUUACACAAAAUUAUUCAGGUUAACAGUCAAAGAGAUUUAAGAGAACUUUGACUAUUAUUCCAUUGGGACUCAUAGACGUUAACUGGGCAAACUUCAUUCACAGACUAGUUAGUUGAAUGUUUUAUUUGGGAACAUCGAAACAAAUUGAGGCAUUACUGCAAUUUUGUGGGAUAAAUUGAUUUCAAUGUACUGAAAACCUUUAAGAAGUGAAAACCGAACGUUCCCAGUAUGCAACCAAGUUUGCAUCAAAUUCGUACCAUCCCCUUUUAAAGAUCCAGAAUC